AUGGUAGAACAUUUGAAAGAGGAAAAACCUGAUAGAGAGUGGGAGAACGUGGAAAACCAUCUCAUCUUGGAUGCUUUCGCACAGGAGUGUAGCCGUGUACUCACUCUUCUCAACGGUGGCCGGUUCGUGGAGCCCCAAGAUCCUCUGCCCUCCUCCGUUACCUCCCACAUCAAGCAGUAGGAAAGCUGCCUCUCUAGGCCUGGGGGGGAGUCAAAGCCAGACGCGGGUCAAGUGGGUCACUGCCCCAACCUGGGCAAGCCACAGCCCAGGGAGAGCUCCACCGUUGAUCCUGAUGAUGAAGCACAGCACAGUCACUGGAGCCAAAAACAAACAUACGCAUUCCUGCACAUCUUCACAAAGUCCCUCCAGAACUACCUGUUCUCCGGGCCCCAGCAGCCACACCCGGACCUGGGCCUCGAGGGAGAGCGAGUCCCAUCGGCCGAGUUUAGGGUGUCACCCAGCAAUAACCUUGGGGGCUGGAGCUCCCCAGCCCCUUCGGAGUCCUAUGGCCACCCCUCGUCCACCCUGCCGGAGGAGGAAGAGGAGAGCUGCUGCCCUCGCUGUGUGGAGCUGGAGCAGGAGAUGCUGUGUCUGCAGAAGGAGAAUGAAGAGCUGCACAACAAGCUGGACAACAUACCAGCUCCCUGCCAGACUGUGCUGGACUUCUUCAAGACUGUUCUCCAGCACCAUAACCAGUUUAUACAGCCCAUGUCACAGGAGCAACAAACCGAGGUAAGCAAGCAGUUUCUCCUGGGGAACUACCCUCUCUUCUUCACCAACAAGCAGUGGGACGAGGCUGUCAACUCGUCCAAGAAGGACGGCCGGCGGCUGCUGCGCUACCUGAUCCGCUUCGUCUUCACCACGGAUGAGCUCAAGUACUCGUGCGGCUUGGGCAAAAGGAAGCGCUCGGUUCACCCAGGAGAGCCUGGACCGGAGAGACAGCCCCUCAACCCUGUCAAAGUCACCUGCCUCAGAGAGUUUAUCCGAAUGCACUGUGCCUCCAACCCUGACUGGUGGUUGCCUUCCGAGGAACAGAUCAACAAAGUAUUCAGUGAUGCGGUGGGUCAUGCCCGCCAGGGUCGGUCCGUGGGGGAAUGUGAGAGAAAUGACAAGAUUAUGUUAUAAUUAUUUUAUUGCAUCAAAUGGUUGCAACAGAAUAGAGGGUUCUUAUAACUCUAUCGUGUCUGUGUGAACUGAAAGUGGGCCUCUGGGAGAUUUAACACUGACAGGAGAUUUUUUAUGUCUGUUGGGUGAUAAAACCUAAAGAGACUGCAGUUAAUGUUUCUGUUCUAUGAGAUACCAAAGAGAGAUGACUCCAGGGCCAGACCCUGGUCUCUACACAAUUAUAUUUUUUUUACAGAAGAUACUGUCUGCUGUGAAUUAUAAGUAUCUUUCAUACACAUCUUAACCUUGUGACCCAUACCAUACAUCUGUUGUUUGGCAUGUAGACUGAAGGGGGUGUAUCUUGGCUAUAAAAUACCUUUGUAUCUUUGUCUUGGGGCUCUCAACGUCGACCAGCUAUCAUUAACAUAGAGCACUCAAUAGAUUAACUUUAUAUGUGUGUGUUGUAUUGACCUGCUCCCUUAUUAAUAAGUGAAUAAAGAUUUAG
Molecule: messenger RNA, 1609 nt
Organism: Oncorhynchus gorbuscha (pink salmon)
Lineage: Eukaryota; Metazoa; Chordata; Actinopteri; Salmoniformes; Salmonidae
Product: BEN domain-containing protein 4-like
Exons: 5
Molecular function (GO): DNA binding
Source: RefSeq, a predicted model, not a curated record